This is a messenger RNA of Bacidia gigantensis, 378 nucleotides long. RefSeq lists its product as uncharacterized. NCBI's taxonomy places the organism in Eukaryota, Fungi, Ascomycota, Lecanoromycetes, Lecanorales, Ramalinaceae. The transcript has 2 exons. The record is from RefSeq and is a predicted model, not a curated record. Bases 1 to 378 code for a protein of 125 amino acids.
AUGGGAUCAGCGGGACCGCUCAAAUUCUCACAUUAUGGAGAUGCGCAGAACAAAUUUGUCAAGACACUGCCUCUGAUUGCCAACGACAAUGCAUAUCUGGCCGAUAUUUUCACAUCCGAGGAAAUGGAUCCUGAGAAGCCCAUCAGUGCAGGCUUCUACCGCCUUGACCCCGGCAAACCUCUUGAAUAUACAUAUACAUAUAACGAAAUGAAAAUUAUCGUCGAUGGAGACUUCGAGAUCUCAGACGAGAGUGGCCAAACAGUCAAGGCAACGAAGGGAGAUGUCUUUUUCUUUCCUAAGGGUAGCAAGAUCACGUUCAAGACUGUCAAUGGUGGCUUGGGCUUCUUCUGUGGGCAGAGGAAGAAGGACAGUGCAUGA